Molecule: messenger RNA, 750 nt
Organism: Rotaria sordida
Lineage: Eukaryota; Metazoa; Rotifera; Eurotatoria; Philodinida; Philodinidae
Source: the annotation of a GenBank genome assembly
AUGGCAAAUGGAUGUUGUAGAAAUGAUUUAUGUAUUAAAAAAGAAACACAAUUACAUUUAGCUUUACUUCGUGAAGAAUUAUUAACAAAUUUUAAUACACUUCUUAUUGAUCGUAUUCGUUUUCUUGAACAAACAAUUAAUCGUUUAUCAUUAAUAUCAUCAUCAUCAUCAUCAACACCAACAAAUUCAUUACCAAUAUUAACAGAUACACAUUUCUCUUUAAAACCUAUAACAAUUAAUCAACUUACACCACCAUUAUCAUCAUCAUUACUUCGACGUAGUUCAUCAGCAGGUGCUGCUUUUCUUCAAAAUCCUAUUGAUUUAAAUUUAAUUGAAUCAGAAAUAAAUGCUCGUUCAUAUCCAUCUAGUGUAGAUUUAUCAAAUAAAGAUGAAUUACGAAAACGAUUUUUAUCAACAAAAAAAUUUUUUCAUAGACAAAAUCGAACAUCAUUAGAAUAUAAUACAACUUAUUUAUCUAUACCUAUAUAUCGACAAUGGACAAGUUCAACAGUUGAUCUUCCAUCAAGUACAAUUAUAACUAAUGAAAAAGGUCGUUUAGAAUCAAGACGUUUUGCAUGUGAUGUUGAUGAUAAUGAUGUUCGAGCAUUUAAAGCUAUGGUUUAUAUGGAACAAGCACGAAAACAACAUAUAAGACCAUUAACACGUUUACGACAAGUAUUAGGUAUAUCAAGUAAUAGUAAUACAGGGAAUUUAACAUUAAAUAAUUUAAAGAAACAGACAAAUUUUUAA